GUGGGUAUUGAGGAGGGCACAUUCUGCAUGGAGCACUGGGUGUUAUGCACAAACAAUGAAUCAUGGAACACUUCAUCUAAAACUAAUGAUGUAAUGUAUGGGGAUUAACAUAAGAAUUAAAAAAAAAAAUGUUAUCCUGCGGCAGUAACUUUGAAGAAAGUUUUGAGCUUGAGAAGCUUUAAUAACUGCUUUUAAUGAGAUGCCCUCCAUGCUUGGGUAGAAGAACAUUUUUGGCAGCUGGAAACGCUCCUGCUUACCAGUCUGUCACAGAUGGCAUGUACCAUGGAUUGACACCACUGAGCAACUCUCUUGGGAAGAGCAUUUUUGCUUCACAGCUCAGCCUGCCCCAGCCACUGGAUCCACGGAGCCUACAGGCAUCUAUGCUAUUCCCUUGGAGAACAUUUCUGGAAGAUGGAGGACUGUUUCCAGUUAUGAGGAGCAGCCCAGACACCCUAGAAUAUAAUAUGCAGCUGUGCCUCUGUAGGCUGAGCGACCCUGACCUUAAGGUGGCCCAUGGAGAGCUGGUGGGCAUGCAGCUGCUUUUGGAAGAUGUACUUCUGAGCAGCAAUCAUAUGAUCAUGGAGGAUCCCUCCAGACAGCAAGCCACACUGGAUAAACACUCUCAAGCAAAUUUGUCCAGAGUGCCAGGAUUCAGAAGUCCAUUCCAAAGCAGCCCAAAAGCCUCCAGGCUGCUGAGGGGCCCAUGCAAUGCAGUGAUGUCCCUUGCUUUCCUGAGAUCAUUUCUGGUGCUGUGGAAGCAGCUGGAAGUGCUAAAGGAGCACUGGGGCCGACUCAAACUGCAAGGCCAGGACAGCGAUUCUGUCUCCUUCCACAAACAGUUCUCAGAACUCUACGGAACUGACAUUCUUUACCCCAGCAUGAAAGCUAUAGCUAGGCGGAUGGGGAAAGAAGAUGAAUUCGAAGGUAUUAUAAUAAGUAGCCGGUCUAUUCUUCCCCCCAAAGGAGCUUCAGAAAUUGAAAUAAAAACUGAACAGCUUCAGAAACUUCUGGAAAAUCUUGAAAUUCAUCUGAUCCAAGAAGUAUUAAGAAAAGUUAACAGAGAGAGAGCACUAGCAGUAUCAGAAAAAGCCAAGGAGCAGGGUGCUCUCCCUACAGACCUUUGGAAGCACCAUGUCAUGAAAGAAAACUUUUCUGUUAGCAGACCACAGAUAGUUGAAAAUUUUAAACAGAGAUUAAUGGAAAAUUACCAGGAUGGUGGACUAGAGAUCACAUUCAGGAAAGACCACCUUGAGGCCUGCCUCCUUUCCUUGGGUUGUGAUGUGAUGGCGAGAGAACGCAGCAACUUCGAGAGCUACUCCAUGUGUUAUGAGCAUGUGUUGGAGCAUGCUAGGCAGAAGCUCUGUCAGAAAGAGCAGGAAUUAGAUAUUAUCCGAAGAAGUUCAGAUCCACUUGAAGACAACGCUGGUCAGGUUGCAGAGCUCAGUCAUACUAUGAUCAUGGAAAUCACUGCUCUAAGAGCUCGACUCACAGAUUUGGAACAGGAGAAUCUGAAUCUCAACAAGCAGAUUAGAAAAGAAGUCCAGGAAGAAUAUGAAGACUUAGUCCGAGCUUUGUUUGCGACGUGUGUGCACAUAAAAGAAAAGCUGGAUGAGAAUCAGAUUAAUUUGACCCAGAAAGUGUGUGAGCUCAUCGGUGAAGUAAGAACAGAAGGGAUCGACAAUUUGAAGGGCCUAAAGACAAAAUGGGGUUCUGCCAGACCUGAUGAAGGAAUGAAAGAAAACCCAGCCAAAGAGCAGCUGCAGGCCUUGGAGCAGGAGAGCAGCAGCCUGGCUGCACUGGUGUGCAAAGUGAGGAGCCUGGGCCACUGGAGGCUGGCUGUGCAGCAGGCUCGCUUGCAGGGCCAGCUGAACAGGGCAGAGAAGGAAGCUCUGCAAAGUAAAAAAGAGUGCCUGAGCGUCCAGCUAAUGGCAGAACAAGAAGUGGUUUUAUUUCGUCAACAGUUACUGGCUCUAAGGCAGGCCCUCGCCAGGGCUCAGGCCGACAACACCAGGAUGCACGAGCAGCAGGAGAACCAGGCUCAACUGCUGAGAGAGUUGCAACACCGAGCAACCCAGGAGGCUCGCCACUGGCAACAGAUGGAUCUAAUGAAAACCUCCAGCAUGGAGAAGCUCUUGGAAGACGUGGAGCAAAAGGAACAGCACCUGCAGCUCCUGACGGAAGCGUCCGAGAGGGCUUCCAGACUGGGCCAGCUUCAGCAGAAGAGAAGUCAGCGAGAACUCCAACAGAUGAGAAGCCGGCUUGCCCAGGAGCGCAGUGUGAAGCUGGAUGCUUUCCAGCGCGUACAAGAGCUACAAAGUCAGCUUAAUGACGCCGAGCGAUCAUCUGUCCAGAUGAGCUCACCAGGCGGCCUUAUACCUUGGGCUCAGUAUUCCCUACGUUCUGCGCCCACAUCAUCCAGACACUCACAGCAACACCUUUUAAAGACUAAUCUUAUGAGCAGUAAAAUAACAAGAAGGAUUCAAAGGCCAGACACUGUACCUAUUAAACACAAAAAAAGGUCUGACAACGUCUUUCUACCCAGUGUGGCAGAAAAUGUUCAACAUUUAGCUUUUCAAAUUCGCACAGCUCCAUCCAUAAUCCCAUAAGGACCUGACUGGUAAUCAUAUAUGCUUUUCCACAUUUUGUUUCCUUGAGCAUUUGAAUGAAUAAAAAUGAUUCUAACCUCCAUUAAAACUUUACCUAAUUUUUAUUAAAGUACUAUGAAGAAAGUGUGGAAGGACUGAGAUGAUUAUAUCCGAAUGUCCUGGGUGAGGUAGGGUUUGGCCUUAGGUUUUAAGAACUUAGAGUUGAUCCACAUUUCUACAACCUAGGCCUUGCCUUUGGUCAAGCAACAGCCUCUCAUUAUGGGUUCUAGAUUGCUGAUGAGGUGGUGGGAACCAGGAGAGAGGGCAUUGGUGCUAAGCAGUAUUUAUUAGCAAGUGAAAAACCAGAACAGAUUAAAUAAAUUUCAGAGCACUUAUUUCUAUUUGUUUCACUUAAAAACAUCAUCCUCUCUUAACAGUUUUUUAUCCUUCCUACAAAUACUGAAACCCUCUUCAGACUUUUGUAAAGUCUUGAUCCAAGUCUUAUUGUUCAGACAAGGAAAUGUAUCCUGGGUAAAGGAAUAAAUAGGUAGAUGAAUGGAACAGAACAGACCAGAGAAACAUCUACAUACAUAAACUUAAAUAUGAUAUAUAUAGCUUUUCAAAUUAAGAAUAAGGUUGAGUCUAUUUGAAGUAGAAAAAAUUGUCACUUACACUAUACAAAAUGAAUCCUGAAUGGAUUCAAGAUCUAUAUGUGCACACACACACACACACACAUGCACAAGGACAAACACAAACUUAUUUCUGAAAUAGAACAUGAAAAACAAAAGCUAAGAGGAAGAUCGAUGACUUUGAUGUCGAAGCUAAAAAUUCAGCAUGACAAGGUAUGGUACCAAUUAUUAAUUUAUGCCUCUCAGCUCUAAAUUCAUUCUUGUCUGCUGUGAUAUAAUUAAUAUGGACCCUGUAAAUAUUUCUUCUUUGCCCACUGCAAGAUUUUAAGCUCUGUCAGGAGAGAGUACUGGAGGGACUCAGGAGAAGGAGGUUCUGGGGUGCUCCUCUUGGCAGGCUCCUGCCAUGUCCAUGGCUUCUGUAGCACCAGGCUUCAGUGCAGGAAUGCUCAGAAGAGCAUGCAGCUUCCUGGUGGAGGGCCACUGGCAUGGCGCCUUCUGUGAAGGGCUUUCUCCUCCUGCUCCCCUUCUGUGAGGGCUGCUUCCCAGCCUCAGUGACCUUCUCUGCCAUCCAGUGAGCCUUGGUCACACCCUCUCCAAUGAGGCCACACCCUCUCCAAUGGAUGUCAGCUCUGGAGGGUAGUUGGCUGCUCACUAUAUCUGCUAUCCCUAUAUUCUUCAGAGCUCUCUUUAUUGCUUCCCAGUCAAUCCUCCCAUUACUUCAACCCCUUGUUAUAGUUAAUAAGCCUUUAUAUUAAACUUUCUCACAAUUUGAUUACUGUGUGGUUUCUAUCUCUUAAUUGGCCCAUGAAUAAUACAGAACUCAUACCAGUAGUGGAGUGGUCUUAGGGGACAGACUCACAAAGACGGGGUUUGGGGAUUUGUUUCAUUGCACCCUUGGGCUUGAACACAGUGCUGAGCUCCUUGACAAUAAGAAAUGGAAUACUAGUAAUCCUUCGCAUGCAGUGGCAUGACAACUAACCAAGUUAUUACCCAUGGUUGAUUGUGAUGCAGCCUACUGAAGCAUAUGCCUUGGGAGCCUAAUUUGCUACUAUACUGACUCUCAUGGCAAUAAUGACCAUAAAUACUGGGGUGUGAGAUGGACUUUCUUGGAUGCACUUUAUUUAUUUAUUUUAUUAUGUUCCGUUAGCCACUGUAUAUUACAUCAUUAGUUUUUGAUGUAGUGUUCAAUGAUUCAUUUGUUGCAUAUUACACUUUAGCACUUACAGAAGAAAAUGACAAGCUCUGGUCCUUUAAUUCU
Molecule: messenger RNA, 4472 nt
Organism: Mirounga angustirostris (Northern elephant seal)
Lineage: Eukaryota; Metazoa; Chordata; Mammalia; Carnivora; Phocidae
Product: coiled-coil domain-containing protein 162-like
Exons: 17
Coding region: 195-2606 (803 amino acids)
Source: RefSeq, a predicted model, not a curated record